GGCCACCACCCUUCCGAGAGAGAGAGAGAGAGAGAGAUUUACGUUCCCGUUUUACUCGUGCCCUGCAAUUCGCCUUCCUGUCCCGUCCACCUCUCCCCUCUUCUGGUGUCCACCCAUCUAAGAGAAAGGCGAGAAGGUCACAGCCUGGGGGGCGAGAAAUGAGCGUGAAGGUACCGGCGACGAGGACCCGCGUGGGGAGGUACGAGCUUGGCAAGACGAUCGGGGAAGGCAGCUUUGCCAAGGUCAAGUUCGCCAAGCACCUCGACUCCGGCGACUCCUUCGCCAUCAAGAUCAUCGACCGCCAUCACGUCCUCCGUCAUAAGAUGGUCGAGCAGAUAAAGAGAGAAAUAUCAACCAUGAAGCUGAUCAAGCAUCCAAACGUUAUCAAAAUUUUCGAGGUCAUAGCCAGCAAAACAAAGAUCUACAUUGUUCUUGAGUUUGUUGAUGGUGGCGAGCUCUUUGACGAAAUAGCAAAACAUGGAAGGCUAAGAGAGGAUGAUGCCAGGCGCUAUUUUCAGCAACUCAUUGAUGCUGUGGACUACUGUCAUAGCAGGGGUGUUUACCAUAGAGAUUUGAAGCCUGAAAAUCUGCUUCUAGACACCUAUGGAGUUCUUAAAGUUUCGGAUUUUGGAUUGAGUACUUUCUCAAAGAAAGUGAGGGAGGAUGGGCUGCUUCAUACUGCCUGUGGAACCCCGAAUUAUGUAGCUCCCGAGGUCUUGACUGAUAACGGAUAUGAUGGUACAUCAUCCGAUAUUUGGUCUUGUGGGGUAAUUCUUUUUGUAUUAAUGGCUGGAUACUUGCCAUUUGAUGAAGCCAAUCUCAUUGCUUUAUACAGAAAGAUCUGCAACGCUGAUUUCGCAUGUCCUUCAUGGUUCUCAUCUGGUGCAAAGAAUCUUAUUAAACGUAUUCUUGAUCCAAGUCCUCUCACGUUGAACCUGUUUCAGCGAAUAACAAUUCCUGAAAUCCGGGAAGAUGAAUGGUUCAAGAAGGGUUACAGGCCACCUCGCUUUGAGCAGGAAGAGGAGGUAAAUCUUGACGACAUUGAUGCUGCUUUCAAUGAUUCACAGGAACAUCUUGUAACAGAGAGGAAAGAGAGACCUGAAUCCAUGAAUGCAUUUGAGCUUAUUUCUAGGUCACAAAGCUUCAAUCUCGAAAGUUUAUUUGAGAAGCAGAUGGACCUUGUGAAGCGAGAAACCCGAUUUGCUUCUCAGCACCCUGCAAACGAAAUCAUGUCUAAAAUUGAGGAAACUGCAAAGCCUUUGGGCUUUAAUGUUCAUAAAAGAAACUACAAGAUGAAACUGCGGGGUGAUAAAACUGGAAGAAAAGGCCACCUGUCCGUGGCUACAGAGGUCUUUGAGGUGGCUCCUUCACUCCACAUGGUUGAGCUUCGUAAAAUUGGUGGUGACACAUUGGAGUUUCAUAAGUUCUAUAAGAGCUUCUCGUCGGGUUUGAAGGAUAUAGUUUGGCAAUCUGACGAAACUGCUGAUUUAAGUUUCUAGGAUAAGGAAACGUGCAAUUGAUGCCGUCAUGGAGGGCUUCUACUUAUACCUUAGGAUUUCCAAUGACUGUUGAUCAUAACAAAUUAUUUGACUCUAUGAUCCAACUGCCAGCUUUUAUUGCAUUGUGAAUAGGUGGAUGAAUAGCAAAUCGUGGUAUUUUCUCUCCUGUUGGGAGACAGGUUGCUACGAAGCUAACGGCAGUGGUUAAAGACGCUUUGGAACCAACAUAUUUAAGGGCACUGCCUGGUUCUUUUUAAUUGUCAGAGCAAAUGAAUUUUUUUUCCUGA
Molecule: messenger RNA, 1786 nt
Organism: Syzygium oleosum
Lineage: Eukaryota; Viridiplantae; Streptophyta; Magnoliopsida; Myrtales; Myrtaceae
Product: CBL-interacting serine/threonine-protein kinase 9
Exons: 15
Coding region: 159-1499 (446 amino acids)
Biological process (GO): signal transduction; protein phosphorylation
Molecular function (GO): protein kinase activity; ATP binding
Source: RefSeq, a predicted model, not a curated record